Toxotes jaculatrix (banded archerfish) is the source of this 1591-nucleotide messenger RNA. It is a transcript of the gene foxp3b, whose product is annotated as forkhead box P3b. The transcript is spliced from 13 exons. The record is from RefSeq and is a predicted model, not a curated record. Gene Ontology annotation, cellular component: nucleus. Gene Ontology annotation, molecular function: RNA polymerase II cis-regulatory region sequence-specific DNA binding; DNA-binding transcription repressor activity, RNA polymerase II-specific. Lineage: Eukaryota; Metazoa; Chordata; Actinopteri; Toxotidae. Gene Ontology annotation, biological process: regulation of transcription by RNA polymerase II. Bases 159 to 1343 code for a protein of 394 amino acids.
UUAGCUUUGCUCCGUCUCUUGCUGUGCAUAUAAAUGCUGAGUGGAUAUCUGGCAGCUUUAAUGCACCCUCCUCCCUUCAGACUGCUGUCAGUCUCUCCCUCGAAGAACCACAGAGGCAAGCGAGAGGUUGUGCAUGCAGGUGACAAGUCACUGCAGAGAUGCCAGAGACAUCCAGUGAGAGCGUGAGACGUGGACAGCACCAGGCCCAGCCACAGCAUGACAAGAUCAAACAUCUGGAGGAGUCAUGCCCACCACCUCCUCCUCCUCAGACCAGGGACAUGGUGUCACCACCUGCCUCAGUAAGUCAGUGUUGGGACAGUAUGGAAGACAUAAGGCCGAGGCAACAGAGGCCAUCAGUGCUGCGUCAAGUUUCCCAAACAGCUUCCAGGCGACAACACGUGCAUCCAGGAAAUAGCGAAGCUGCCUCCAGUUGCAAGGAAGAGGUGGAUUCGGGUCAUCUUUCCCAGUCCUCUUCACGACAGAUGGGCUCCCUACUCAGGCAAAACCAUGACUUGCUGCCUUUGAGGCGAGAUGGUCCAAAGCAGAGCUCCGUUGAGGCCAGGCUUCAUGAUGGCAUCCCUGAGGGGACCAGUGCUCUGUUUGUGAGUGGCCUCUGCCGCUGGCCUGGCUGUGAUGCAGUGUCUAAAGAUUUUUCCAGCUUCUUAAAGCAUCUCCAUUCUGAACACAGUCAUGGUGACAGAAGCCUUGCUCAGUGGAGGGUCCAGCAGGAUAUGGUUCGGUGCUUGGAGAGUCAGCUCAUCCUGGAAAAACAGAAACUCGUUGCAAUGCAGCUUCACCUGCACCUCUCUGAAAACAAAUACACUGAUUUGAAGGCAGCUUCUGAGUGGCCAUAUAGCCUUCCUCUGUUCCUGCCACAGCCUCAGAUGGCAGAUGGAGACAGAGUGCAGCAGUGGUACAUUAAACAUCUGGAAGAGUUGUCCCGGCAUGGCUACAGAGCUACUGGUUCUGCCAACCUUCUGCCAGAUUUGGUCCCCAGCAUUGAAUAUUACAAAUACAACAACAUCAGGCCUCCGUACACCUACGCCUACUUGAUAAGAUGGUCUAUCCUGGAGUCUCCAGACAAACAGCGUACUCUCAAUGAGAUUUACAACUGGUUUACUACCAUGUUCUUCUACUUCAGACACAACACUGCAACAUGGAAGAAUGCAGUGCGUCACAACCUCAGCCUACACAAGUGUUUUGUGCGAGUGGAGGGAGGAAAGGGAGCGGUGUGGACAGUGGACGAAACAGAAUACCAGAGGAGGAAGGGCCAGAAGUAUCACAGGGAUUGUCCUGUCAAGUGGCUCACAUCCUACUCCCAAUACUGUCCAGAGGACAACUGAACACCAACAGAUGCCAGGCGCUGAACUUCUGGAGCCACAAAGGUGGUUAAUCAGAGCUGUAUGAAGAAAUGAAGAAUUCUGUCGACAUGUCUAUUUUUAUUUUGUGUUAUUUUCAAGUGACUUGGUUAAACAUGAUUGUAUUGUUUGUUACAUAGAGAUUUUGUUGUACACGGACUGGGAAACAGUUUUUUGCGCUUCGCUGAUUGCUGAUUCAAAAGAAUUGUUGUAAAAUAAAUGGAGCCAACGUU